AUGGGCGUUGAAUCUGGUGAUACGAAAGAGUUUAAAUUGAAACCUAUGAAAUGCGAAUUGAAUUUUUUAAGCAAAUCGGAUGGAUCCGCUAUAUUAUCUCAAGGUGACACAGUGGCUUUAGUGAGUGUGAAUGGUCCAUUGGACAUAAAGAUGCAAAGCCAGAGUAUUGAAAAAUCAACAAUAGAAGUUUUAUUUUGCACAAAAGGUGGUAAACCUUCAGUUCCUGACAGAUACAAAGAAAGUAUAAUAAAACAGACUUGUGAAACUGCGAUAUUGGGCAGUCUUUACCCUCGAUCUGGCAUUACAAUAACUAUACAGGAGUUAGAGGACUAUGGCGGGCUGGUGACUUGCGCGCUGAACUGCGCGUGCCUGGCGCUGCUCAACUCCGGCCUGGCGAUGCGGCACGUGUUCGCCGCCGUCUGCUGCGCCGUGGACGAGCUGGGCGGGCUGGUGCUGGAGCCGGAGCAGCCGCUGGCGGCCGCCGCCCGCGCCCGGCUGCACUUCGUCUUCGAGGGCCGCAAUCGGACCCUGGUCAGCGCUUUCUCCGAGGGCAGUUACAGCGAAGUGGCAUACGAGGAGGCGCUGGAGAAGUGUCGUGCCGCCAGCGAGGUCGUGUUCACGUUCUACAGAGACGUCGUCAGAAAAUACUCCAACGUUAUA
This is a messenger RNA of Iphiclides podalirius (scarce swallowtail), 660 nucleotides long. Lineage: Eukaryota; Metazoa; Arthropoda; Insecta; Lepidoptera; Papilionidae. The record is from the annotation of a GenBank genome assembly.